Fusarium poae is the source of this 1287-nucleotide messenger RNA. RefSeq lists its product as uncharacterized. The transcript has 4 exons. NCBI's taxonomy places the organism in Eukaryota, Fungi, Ascomycota, Sordariomycetes, Hypocreales, Nectriaceae. The record is from RefSeq and is a predicted model, not a curated record. Bases 1 to 1287 code for a protein of 428 amino acids.
AUGACCUACUGGACUUUGAUCUCUCCCAAUUGUUCUUACUACCUAUCUUCAUCCCCCACUCCAGCCAUCAACAUGCGGUACGCGGACUGGGACGUUCUCCUUUUCCAACAAAACUCCGCUACUCCUCUGCAAGAAUUCAAGGUUGCAUGUUACGUUGUCCAUGAUACAGAGUCUUUGAAUCCGCAAGCUCUUGGUGUCCCAACAGUUACAUGUUUCGUCCCAAGCCUCGAACCCGGCACUCCCUUCCAGAUAUCCAUUCACUUGUGGAAGAAACCACAAAACGAUCAAGUCGUCGACAAAGAGCAUUCUGCGAUUAAUGCUAGACUUUUUAUCGAUGGGAGUCUUGUGACUUCCACGUUUGCUAAUCUAGAUAUCACCUGGCCGUGUGUCGUGUCGCGCACAGAUGGAAAGCAAGUUAUCGGAUUUCCCAUAUUCCAGCAAGAGCUUCUGUAUCAGCGACACUGGAGCGCAGCCGAUAACCUUGGCCGUAUCAAGCUUGUCAUCAGCGAGGGCAACUAUGAUGAUUCGCAAGACAAAAUGACUUUCCAAAAAGCUAACAACCUUGUCGUCUUUUCCUUCCAGCAUGCACCUCAAGAUGUUCUCGAACACUUGGAGAUUGCAUGGCCCAAUCCAUCCAUGUGGCGGCGACUACAGCAAUCUUCUACACCAUCACAAGCAAGUAGCAAUUCCGACAUUAAGGACCAAAUCGUGCAGCCUUAUACAUUCCAAGGUCAAGCAGCUUCUGAGUGCACUUUCAUUCGCCCUGGAACUCCUUCAUUCUACUUGGAUGACCCGUCCACCUGCUCAAAUGCUCCGAUGAACGCAGCAAUGCCAUCCUGGGGACAUAUUGUUCCACCGCACAAUCAGAACAUGACGCCACAUAUGUCAACUCCCGAGCUGCGAUUUCGCAAAGAGGAUUUUGAACAGAUCGCACCAUGGCCAGGCUCACCCAUGUUCGCCAACGCUGCGCUUUCAUCGCUUCAUCAAACUCAACAACAGGUGUUGCAGCAGAUGUACACCCCAUCCAACGGCAGUGUUCCCAUACCUCCAGUCCGACUUCAAACACAGAGUCCUGCAAUCCACGAGUCAAUCAAAUUCGGCCGAGGGACUACUGCAGAGAAUCCUGCCAGACUUCUUUUCGGCCCUCCGGCUCACAACUCACAACAGCGCUUCUACUCGGAGACGCCAAAGAGACCGGGCAAACGAGCCCGCGCUGACACUCCAAAAUUUGAAAACUCCCUCGAGGAGGACUAUGGACAUCAGAAAAUCGGUGCCCAAUCCAACUGA